Brassica oleracea var. oleracea is the source of this 1888-nucleotide messenger RNA. Its product is annotated as UDP-glycosyltransferase 91B1. The coding region runs from base 60 to 1511 and encodes 483 amino acids. The transcript has a single exon. Lineage: Eukaryota; Viridiplantae; Streptophyta; Magnoliopsida; Brassicales; Brassicaceae. Gene Ontology annotation, molecular function: UDP-glycosyltransferase activity. The record is from RefSeq and is a predicted model, not a curated record.
GUAACACUAUCAUUUUGACGUGUCAAGAGUGUAACUCAGCCGCCAUUUGUGAUUGCCAGAUGUUCAAACAGAAGAAGAAGAGCUUUAAAGAAGCCGAGACGGCGUCGUUGGUUUCUCAAAGAAGAGACAGACAGAACAUGGCCGAACCAAACCACAAGCUUCAUGUAGCAGUCUUCCCAUGGCUAGCUUUAGGUCACAUGAUUCCUUACUUACAACUCUCCAAGCUCAUAGCAACAAAAGGCCACACCAUCUCCUUCAUCUCCACGCCUCGUAACAUCGCCCGUCUUCCCAAAACACCCUCCAUAAACUUCGUUUCCUUACCGUUACCUCACGCCGUCGACAACAACCUCCUGGAGAACGCAGAGUCCACCACCGAUGUCCCGGAGACUCACAUCGGCUACCUCAAGAAAGCCUUCGACGGCCUCUCAGAACCUUUCUCCGAGUUCUUACAAGCUUCCAAACCGGACUGGAUAGUGUACGACAUCUUGCACUAUUGGGUCCCUCCUAUCGCCGAGAAGCUAGGCGUGAGACGCGCCCUCUUCUGCACGUUCAACGCAGCUUCCAUCAUCGUCAUAAACGGACCAUCAUCGAUCAUGAUCAACGGUCGUGAUCCACGCAAGUCCGUGGAAGAUCUCAUGGACCCUCCACCGUGGGUCCCGUUUGAGACCAACGUAGCUUACCGUCCCUUUGAGGCUAGGAGGAUCAUGGAGUAUCCCACGGCGGGUGUCACCGGUGCUGAGCUGAACGAUAGCUAUAGAACGGGUUUGGCUUACGCUGGCUCCGAGGUUAUAGCGAUUAGAACAUGUACGGAGCUCGAACCUGAGUGGAUUCAGUUGCUCGGUGAGAUCCAGGGAAAGCCUGUGAUUCCAUUAGGUUUACUUCCGGCUAAAGCAACUGAUGAUGACGUGGAUGAUGAUAUCAUAGAAUGGUUAGAUAGACAGAGAGCCAAGUCUGUGGUUUAUGUAGCAUUAGGAACUGAAGUGACGGUUAGUGAGGAAGAGAUACAAGGUUUAGCUCAUGGGUUGGAGCUUUGCGGGUUACCUUUCUUUUGGACCAUAAGGAAAGCUUCUGUGUUUCUUCCGGAUGGGUUUGAAGAGAGAGUCAAAGGCCGUGGGGUUGUUAGAGCAGAGUGGGCACCUCAGGGUAGGAUUCUGAGCCACGGUUCAGUUGGUGGGUUUGUUACUCACUGUGGGUGGGGUUCAGUAGUUGAAGGGCUUAGCUUUGGUGUUCCUUUGAUCAUGUUUCCGUGUAACUUAGACCAGCCGCUAGUGGCUAGGAUGCUCGCUGGGAUGAAAAUAGGCCAGGAGAUUCCAAGGAAUGAGCGAGACGGGUCGUUCACUAGUGUUUCUGUGGCGGAGACGAUCAGAGUGGUUGUUGCGGAGGAAGAAGGGAAGAUCUAUAGAGACAAUGCUGGAUCAAUGCAAAAGAAAGUAUUUGGGGAUAAGAGAUUGCAAGAUCAGUGUGUGGAUAGUUUUAUCAAGUUUCUGGAGAAUCAAAGAGCGGGAAUGUAGAGAAAAUAAUGAUAAAAAUUACUGUACAGUUUCAACAUCAACGAAAUGUGUAAUAAAAGUUGGGAACAAGGCACAAUCAGUGUAAAUAACUCUGCACAUGUUAAUGUUUUUCAGACAUUAUGAAUAAACUGGGUGAUUCCAACCUAUUAUUUAACUUACAUGACAUAUCAAAUAAAGACAUGUCUACGAGGAAGACAAAGCUCUGCUAAACUCCCAAGAACUUCACAAAUAACUUGCAUGACAAAGAAACAUUUGAAAGAAAACUCACAUAUAUCCCGUAGUAUUAAGGAAACACUUGGCUUGGAUAGGAUCUGAACAAUCAUCAGAACAUAGAUUAACAUAUGAAAACUCUCUUCAAAACCUCAAAAUUAGUUUCU